Trichechus manatus latirostris (Florida manatee) is the source of this 1175-nucleotide messenger RNA. RefSeq names its product BTB domain containing 2 (gene BTBD2). The coding region runs from base 42 to 1175 and encodes 377 amino acids. The transcript is spliced from 8 exons. Gene Ontology annotation, molecular function: protein binding. The record is from RefSeq and is a predicted model, not a curated record. Gene Ontology annotation, biological process: neurogenesis. Gene Ontology annotation, cellular component: P-body; cytosol. Lineage: Eukaryota; Metazoa; Chordata; Mammalia; Sirenia; Trichechidae.
CUAGGUUUGUGCUGGCUGUGGGCAGCGCCGUCUUCGAUGCGAUGUUCAACGGGGGAAUGGCCACCACGUCGACGGAGAUCGAGCUUCCUGAUGUGGAGCCCGCUGCCUUCCUGGCCCUGCUGAAGUUCCUCUAUUCGGACGAGGUUCAGAUCGGACCCGAGACGGUCAUGACGACCCUGUACACCGCCAAGAAGUACGCCGUGCCCGCCCUCGAGGCCCACUGCGUGGAGUUCCUGAAGAAGAACUUGCGCGCCGACAACGCCUUCAUGCUCCUCACGCAGGCGCGACUCUUCGAUGAGCCGCAGCUGGCCAGCCUGUGCCUGGAGAACAUCGACAAGAACACAGCCGACGCCAUCACCGCAGAGGGCUUCACGGACAUCGACCUGGACACGCUGGUGGCCGUCCUGGAGCGCGACACACUGGGCAUCCGUGAGGUGCGCCUGUUCAACGCCGUAGUGCGCUGGUCCGAAGCCGAGUGCCAGCGGCAGCAGCUGCAGGUGACGCCCGAGAACAAGCGCAAGGUGCUGGGCGCGGCUCUGGGCCUCAUCCGCUUCCCGCUGAUGACCAUUGAGGAGUUCGCCGCAGGCCCUGCGCAGUCCGGCAUCCUCAUGGACCGCGAGGUGGUCAGCCUCUUCCUGCACUUCACGGUCAACCCCAAGCCGCGUGUGGAUUUCAUCGACCGGCCGCGCUGCUGCCUGCGUGGGAAGGAGUGCAGCAUCAACCGCUUCCAGCAGGUGGAGAGCCGCUGGGGCUACAGCGGGACCAGCGACCGCGUCAGGUUCUCAGUGAACAAGCGCAUCUUCGUGGUGGGGUUUGGCCUCUACGGGUCGAUCCACGGGCCCACCGACUACCAAGUCAACAUCCAGAUCAUCCACACGGACAGCAACACCGUCCUGGGCCAGAACGACACGGGCUUCAGCUGUGACGGCUCCGCCAGCACCUUCCGCGUCAUGUUCAAGGAGCCCGUGGAGGUGCUGCCCAGCGUCAACUACACGGCCUGCGCCACGCUCAAGGGCCCGGACUCACACUACGGCACCAAAGGGCUGCGCAAGGUGACCCACGAGUCGCCCACGACGGGCGCCAAGACCUGCUUCACCUUCUGCUACGCGGCAGGCAACAACAACGGGACGUCCGUGGAGGACGGCCAGCUCCCCGAGGUCAUCUUCUACACCUAG